UUCAACUAACCAAACCCAUACCAGAUCCUACUUAUUAUUUUUCUGUUAACGGUUGCUUUGAAGCCUCAAGAAAAUCGAACCACCAUACUUUAAUCUUUUUUAUUUAGCAUCGCCUCUUCUCUCCCUCCAUCUCCUCUUCUAAAAAUCAUUGAACCCAUCACCCCAAAUCAAAUCACUUGUAGUUGUUUCUAAUCUUUCGCCAUGAAAAGGCAGAAGAUGACUGUUGAAUUCGAUGACAACUGCAACAAGAGCAACAACCUCUUUGAUCUCCUCUCUGAAGAGAUUGUUUUCGCUAUUCUGGACUUCCUCGACACCAACCCACUUGAUAGAAAGUCGUUUUCUUUAGUUUGCAAGUCGUUUUACAGUCUAGAAUACAAUCAUCGCAAAACUCUUAAGCCUCUCCGCCAAGAACACCUCCCAAGAAUCCUCAGCAGAUACCCACAUGUCUCCCACCUCGAUCUCUCCCUCUGUCCUCGAAUUAACGAUAAUUCUCUUACGGUCAUCUCGAAUACCUGCAAGGAUUCGCUGAGGUCUAUUGAUCUUUCGCGCUCUAGGUUCUUUUCCUAUAAUGGGUUGAUGAGUUUGGCUUUGAAUUGCAAGAAUUUGGUCGAAAUCGACUUGUCGAACGCGACGGAGCUGAGAGAUGCGGCGGCUGCAGCGGUAGCGGAGGCCAAGAAUCUGGAGAGGCUUCGGCUGGGGAGGUGCAAGUUGAUUACGGAUAUGGGUAUUGGGUGUAUUGCCGUUGGGUGCAAGAAGCUAAGAUUAAUUAGCUUGAAAUGGUGUUUGGGUGUUACUGAUCUGGGAGUUGAAUUGAUUGCUCUCAAGUGUAAGGAGAUUAGGAUUUUGGAUCUCUCUUAUUUGCCGAUCACAAAUAAGUGUUUACCUUCCAUUUUGAAACUCCAAAAUCUUGAAGAUCUGGUCAUGGAAGGAUGCUUUGGGAUUGAUGAUGAUAGCCUUGCAGUCCUCAAAGACGGUUGCAAGUCACUGAAGACACUUGAUAUGUCAAGUUGUCAGAACAUUAGUCAUGUCGGUUUGUCUUCUCUGAUCAGUGGUGCUGGAGGUUUGGAGGAGCUGACCUUAGCAUACGGCUCUCCAGUCACACCUGCGCUUGCUAAUAGUCUGAGAAGUCUUUCAGCAUUGCAAUCUGUCAAACUAGAUGGUUGCAUAGUUACCACUGAUGGAUUGAAGGCUGUUGCAAAUUGUGUUGUAUCAUUAAGGGAGCUGAGCCUAAGUAAGUGCUUAGGAGUGACAGAUGAAGGUCUCUCCUAUCUUGUAACAAAGCACAGAGAGUUGAGGAAGCUAGACAUCACAUGCUGUCGCAAGAUAACUGAUGUAUCUAUUGCAUACAUUACAAGUUCAUGUGCAAACCUCACUUCCCUAAGAAUGGAAUCGUGUUCGUUGGUUCCUAGAGAAGCAUUUGUACUGAUUGGACAACGAUGCCAGUUUCUUGAGGAGCUUGAUUUAACAGAUAAUGAGAUAGAUGAUGAAGGUCUGAAGUCGAUUUCUAGAUGUUCCAAACUCUCCAGCUUGAAAUUAGGAAUUUGCCUAAACAUAAGUGAUGAAGGACUUGCUUAUAUUGGCAUGAACUGCUCAAAACUUACUGAGCUCGACUUAUACAGAUCUGCUGAAAUAACAGAUUCAGGAAUUUUGGCAAUUGCUUCUGGUUGCCAUGAGUUGGAGGUUGUUAAUAUGUCCUACUGCAGAGAUAUUACCGAUAGUUCAUUGAUAUCACUGUCAAAAUGUGCGAAAUUAAACACCUUUGAAAGUCGAGGAUGUCCUUUGAUCACAUCUUUGGGUAUAGCAGCCAUUGCUGUCGGGUGUAAGCAACUAAGUAAGUUAGACAUAAAGAAGUGUCACAAUAUUGAUAAUACUGCAAUGCUUCCACUUGCUCACUUUUCACAAAACCUCAGACAGAUCAUUUUAUCAUAUAGCUCAGUCACAGAUGUGGGGCUCUUGUCCCUCGCUAGCAUCAGCUGCCUGCAAAACCUGACUGUCUUGCACUUGAAGGGCUUGACACGAAGCGGAUUGGUAGCUGCCUUAUUGGCAUGCAGAGGACUAACAAAAGUGAAGCUGCAUGUAGCUUUUAAAUCACUGCUUCCUCAAGCACUUUUCGAGCAUUUAGAAGCACGCGGAUGUGUGUUCGAAUGGAGAGACAAAGAAUUCCAGGCUGAAUUGGAUCCCAAGUGCUGGAAACUGCAGUUGGAAGAUAUGAUUCCGUGAAGAAUAUGGAGGGUGUAAUUGAACAGAAACAAUCAAUGGCAGGACACGAGAAGGCCAAGUCCAUGAAUGUGGAAAUUGGUGGCGGAAUUCAUGUGAUGUGGUUGUUGAAGAUUUAUUUUAUAUAUUAAAACUUUCUGAAGUGCAGUGUAUCAGAAAGUGAAAUUCUUGUUGCCCUUUCACGCUAGAUUUACUAGUGUAGCAUGCAACACGAAACCCUAAUUGGGUUGGAAAAUUAUCCUUCAUUCUUUGAAUUGGAAGUGUAAUUUACACGUUUCUUUUUGUAGGCCAAAAUUCACACGUCAUUUAAUUAAAUUUUUUAUUUAUUCA
Manihot esculenta (cassava) is the source of this 2547-nucleotide messenger RNA. Its product is annotated as F-box/LRR-repeat protein 3. The record is from RefSeq and is a predicted model, not a curated record. The coding region runs from base 202 to 2220 and encodes 672 amino acids. The transcript has 8 exons. NCBI's taxonomy places the organism in Eukaryota, Viridiplantae, Streptophyta, Magnoliopsida, Malpighiales, Euphorbiaceae. Gene Ontology annotation, biological process: SCF-dependent proteasomal ubiquitin-dependent protein catabolic process. Gene Ontology annotation, cellular component: SCF ubiquitin ligase complex. Gene Ontology annotation, molecular function: protein binding.